Messenger RNA from Scatophagus argus, 4662 nucleotides. RefSeq names its product receptor-interacting serine/threonine-protein kinase 2-like. Bases 323 to 2116 code for a protein of 597 amino acids. Lineage: Eukaryota; Metazoa; Chordata; Actinopteri; Scatophagidae. Gene Ontology annotation, molecular function: JUN kinase kinase kinase activity; ATP binding. The record is from RefSeq and is a predicted model, not a curated record. The transcript is spliced from 11 exons. Gene Ontology annotation, biological process: regulation of apoptotic process; innate immune response; protein phosphorylation.
ACAGCAGCUCCCUGUUGUCGUAUCUUUUUGGCUCAACCUAUGGCCGCUGAUUAGAGGAAGCCUGGCCACGUAUCAUGACCAAACGGUGAUGUGAAAGCGCAGACAUUUAAUUGUAGACGUUGGAUGCGCUGGGUUUUUCCUCAGCGGGCGACUGUACCGUUUAUCGGUUGCUUUUUUUCAGCCGCCCUCCUUCUCAGCUACAUUAACGUUAGCCUAGCAUACUAGCAGUCAGCGUCAUUAUGGUAUGCGUUUAAAUGAGAGAGCUCUUCCUCGUUGCGUUUACCAACAGUGGUAGUUCUGCUUUCAGUGUCUGACUAAGUGGAUGAUAAAUCCUCAGAGACAUCCCGUGAAAGGCUCACAAACGGUUAUGGAGCCGUCCGCGGCCACGGGCUUUGUGAACAUUGGCAGUCUAACCAGCACCUUGCCGGUGAUCCCUUACCAGAAGCUGACGGACCUGUACUACCUGAGCAGGGGGGGCUUCGGCACGGUGUUCAAGGCACAACACUCCGACUGGAGGACCACAGUGGCCAUCAAGUGUCUGAAACUCGACUCUCCUGUUGGAGAAAGAGAGAGGAACUGCCUGCUGAAGGAGGCAGAGGUGCUCCACAAAGCCAGGUUCAACUACAUCAUCCAGAUUUUUGGCGUCUGUAACGAGCCGGAGUUCUUCUGCAUAGUCACAGAGUUUAUGAGCAAUGGCUCUCUGGAUCUCUUGCUCCACGAGAAGGACAUGUACCCUGGGCUUGCCUGGCCUUUGCGACUGAGGAUUCUCUAUGAGAUUGCGCUGGGGGUUAACUUUCUUCACAACAUGAACCCACCCCUAUUACAUCAUGACUUAAAGACACAGAACAUACUACUGGAUGGUGAAUUUCAUGUGAAGAUUGCAGACUUUGGCCUCUCAAAGUGGCGGCAACUGUCAGUCAGUAAAGGUUCAGGGUCCAAGCCACAAGAGAUGGGGGGCACGGUGAUCUACAUGCCCCCUGAGAAGUACGAACCAUCCAAGGGCCGUCGGGCUGAUGUGAAACAUGACAUGUACAGUUAUGCCAUCAUCAUGUGGGAAGUGCUGUCCAGGCAGAUUCCAUUUGAAGAGGUAACCAACCCCAUGCAGAUCAUGUUCAGCGUGCUGCGUGGGAUGCGUCCCGACACAAGUCUGGACAGUCUGCCCGGUGACAUCCCCAGCAGGGAAACCCUCAUUAGUUUAAUGACCUCUGGCUGGACCAGUAACCCUGAUGAACGACCUUCCUUCCUCAAGUGUCUGAUUGAGCUGGAGCCCAUGGUGAGGAAGUUUGACGAAAUUGACUUUCUGGAGGCUGUGUUGGAAAUCAAGAGGUCAAAGACAUCAGGCUGUUGUGCAGCUCAGUCAGUGUGUCAGAAGAGGAGCGAGGAAGGAACCCUGAACAUGCUGAAGGACAGGCCCAGCCCCUGGCCAGAGAGCUCCACCUCAGGCUCAGGCUCUGGUUCCUCCCAGGACACAGACAUCUCUCUACCAGGUGUCCUCAACAGCAGCAAUGCUGCACCUUCUAAAGAGGAGCUUCCAUCGUCAUUCUUAGCUCAUGCUUUGGAGCCUCCUGAAUCUUUGAAGGACCAGUUCACGAUCAACAAUCUGAAUGGCUACCAGAGUGCCAGGCCACUGUCUGAUUUGAAUAUACCCAUUAAAACAGGCCUGCCCGACACAGAAUACGAGACUCGGCUGGAUAACCUCCCCCUCAAGCCGCAGCCUCAGCAACAAGCCGAUUACACUCCUCCCAUGUGGCACUCCCCUCCCACACGAGACCCAGUCGUCGAGUGGAUCGCGACACGGCGUGAGGAGAUUGUCGCUCAGAUGACAGAGGCCUGUCUGAACCAGAGCUUGGAUGCCCUGCUGGCCCGCUCCAUGUUGAUGCGGGAGGAUUACGAACUGGUGGUGAACCAGCCAACACGUACCGCCAAGGUCCGCCAGCUCCUGGACAACUGCCACAGACACAACGAAGACUUCUCUCGCGUUGUCGUCCGCAAGCUGCACGACAACAAGCAGAUGGGCCUGCAGCCUUACCCGGCGGAAAUCACCUCCCCAACCACAGCGCCCCUCCCGAGUGCACCUCCAUUGUCCAUGUCCUACAAUAUCUCCAGGAAUAUGUAGCAGCUGUCACAGCCAACCAACGGAAGCAAUCCAGAUUAUAGACUGUGCCAACUUUACACUACAUGUUGUCAUCAGUGUCAACUUGGUUCCUGCCAGCGUUUUGCUCAGCAAGGCUGGGGAGCAUCUGGUGGAACAGAAAAGAGUCAACAGGUACAAAACUGCACUUUUGGUUUUGAAGUUAAGUCAUCAGCUAGAGAUAAAAAUAUUUUAUUCUGUGUAAUCAGGAUCAAAAGAUCUUUACUGAAUCAGUGAUUUUUAUUUAACAAAGUUUUGGAUUUAAUUAAAUACUUUAUUUAUAGUUUCUUCAUUCUGAGUGGAUAUAUUGCAGGGUUCUCUCUUUAUGGAACGUUAUGCUUGUGUCUGCAAAACUCUGUUAUGGUGAUGUAAAGGCAAAAUGAUGUAGUCCAGUAUUUUUAAUGGAAGUAUGAGUGAGUCUGUGUAGCCUUACUUGCAGAAUACAAACCUCCUCAGUUCACUCAGGUGAUCUGAGUUAAGUGAAAGGAGUACAGUACAGUACAAUAUACUAUUAAACCUACAUCUAAAUUAAGUUACCUAUUACCUAUUAUUAUAUAUGUCUAUAUACCUAUUAUUAUUAUUAUAGCAAUCUUACCUAGCCAUGGGUUAAUAAUCCUUACCACCUGAGUGAGUAUGUGACCUCAUACAGCAACAGAGAGUGUCUGUCUUAGAACUGAAGCACACUGAAUGACCUGCAGUCAAGUGUUGUUGAAGGAAGUUUUCAGAGCUAUUGAGAGCAAUCUAACUAUGUGUUCUUGACCGUUGACAGCUUCAUGUCACUCAGCUGAAAUGUUGGAAUGAGCUAUGAUUUUUGUACACUGGUCAUGUGACUGGGCGGAAAAUCUUUGUCCCUGCCUGGGCUGUUUUUCUUCUCUCCAGAGGGAGGGACAUGGUGUAAAGAGGAAGCUCAGAUUGCAAUGUAACACCCAGAAUGAAAGGGGAUGUGUGCGUGUCUACACGUCUCUGUCUAGAUUAAAAGCGGACCAACAUGAUCUGCCCUCGAAUUUCAGACUCAUCUGGACACUUUAAGAGUUAUAAUUAAACCAUGGGGCAAAGAAAAAAAUGUUUGGUCAUACUGAGCUGCUCUGCGAAAGCAUGAGACAACAGCAACACGAGCGGAGAAGAUCAAAGCUGCUUUGCUUUUAGCAGAUCUUUAGUCAACCUUCUUCUUCUGCUCAGUUUACUACACUUGACUCAUUUUUUAUACUGUAGCUGUGCUUCCUAAUCUGUUAGUAGUAACAGUAACACCUGUUUAUUUAAUCAUUUUCUCUCUUUUCUCUGGCAAAUACAUAUAUAAACACAUAUAUAGUAUGGUAGCACCAGUUUUGUCAGACGCUGGUUUUGCUGAUACUUCAUUCAUCCAUACAGCAUAUAUGUUCUUUGUGCCAAAAUGCAAGAAACAAGUUUCUGUUUCGAUGACAGUUUUUACUUUCAGUCAUUAGGUUCGUGUGUGCGUGCGUGCGUGCAUGUGGUGGGUGUGUAAUAUGACUGCAGUCAGUGAUUUCACAAGUUUUGUUUUUGAUUAAUCAUAUGGUCUAUGCUGUUUUCCAGAGCUAAAAUAUUUGACAUUUUCAGAUAUACUGAUUUGUCCCAGCAUGAGUCCAGGAUCCAAACAUUCAAUUUAAUGUCACAGAAGUCUGAGAAAAACAGCUGAUAUUCACGUUAGAGAAAAACAGCAACGUUAGAGAAUUUUUGGUUUUUUGCUUAGAAAUAACUACUGAUUAAUCAGUUAUCAAAAUAGUUACACAUUCAUUUACUGUCAAUUGACAAAUGAAUGAGCCAACUAAUUGUCUCAACUUUAGUGUGUGUGUUUUUUUUAACCUUACUUUCUUCAUCACUGCCUCCACUUCCUCAAAUUGGUGCUCACAUUAGUAAUGUAGCGGUGCCGUUUACUGCCUGUACCAUCUAUAAAUUCACUGCAGUAUAAACUUUGUCCCCAUUUCUCAAAAUAAAUGCCCUCAUUCUUAUCAUUGUGUAGGUGCCCGUGUUUCCCAUCAUUAUGUCCAAAGUAAACUGCAGUUCAAUAAAAUAUGUACUAUGAAAAAUGCAGGAAUGAGCCACAGCAGUUCAUUCUGCAGUUCACACAAUGAUACGUCAUAUAAAUGUCAAAAGGAAGGUCAAGUAAGGUUGACCUGCUACCAUAAUGUUGGACUUGUAUUGCCUUGUAUUGAUAACUGUGCCUCAUGCUCUGCUUUUGUUCUCAACUAACUUAAAAUGCAAAAGCCUUUUACACACAUAUCAAGCAGAGUUGAGUAAAAGUAUUACAAAUUUAAUAGCCUAAGUAUGUUGUAACAUAUUUUGUACUGUAGAUGAUAGUUUCUUCUUUUUUAUAAAUACUUUUAUUAGUGAUUUCAAAAUGUCAUGCAUUGUUUUUGUUAAGUGACAGUUUGAUAUUCGUAGAGUUGCCUUAUGCAAAAUACUGGCCCAGUUUAGUGCCCAUCUCAUCAUCAUCAGUGUAUUUUAAUCAAACAGUAAUGUAACUCGUUACAUAAAGGUUGGUGUUUUUCAUUAAAGUGAGUUCUCUGUUUUUA